Brassica rapa (field mustard) is the source of this 11351-nucleotide messenger RNA. RefSeq names its product UDP-glycosyltransferase 89A2. Gene Ontology annotation, molecular function: UDP-glucosyltransferase activity. The record is from RefSeq and is a predicted model, not a curated record. NCBI's taxonomy places the organism in Eukaryota, Viridiplantae, Streptophyta, Magnoliopsida, Brassicales, Brassicaceae.
GUCUGACUGGAUUCAAAUGUCGCAGUGGUGACCUCUUCUGCGGGACACACCGCUAUGCAGACAUACAUAACUGCUCCUUCAAUUACCAUGUCGCUGUGCAAGAACCUAUAGCUAAAGCAAAUCCAGUUGUGAAGGCAGAGAAGCUUGACAAAAUCUGAAAAACUCAAACACCAAAGUUUCCUUCGUCCUGUCUGUCUGGUCCAAGGUCGUUGCUUAUAUACAUGGUCCAAGAACGAAAGCGUGUUUUGCUCUUUAGCUUCUUUCAUUCUCUCUACAAUAUUUGUGGUGUGAAACUUUCUAUUAUCUUUGUUUGCAAGCAGAGAAGUAUGCUCUUAAAGAAUAUGCUUUGAUGUGUUUUUUUUUCUUAUGAUUUAUGAGCACUAUGGUUUGUUUAUGUUUCAUCAUUUAGGUAUGUAUCAUAAUGAGACUGUAUCUGUAGCUAUAUAUUGAAUCUUUUCUUUAAAAGUGUGUGCUUGUCUUACGUUGGAGGUUUUAGGUCAGACUCUCGUUCAUUUUCAUUUAUCUGUUUGGUGAGCUAUGGAAGUGCUGUGAAGUCAUUAACUUUAACAUCUGGCUAACUGCCCCGAUGAAGAUUCAGGAGCUUAGCUUUCCCCGGUUUAUGAUGACCAAUGUGCAUAACCGGAUAGAUCGGUUCACCCUCGCCACAUACUACCAAAACACUGAACCAAAAACUUGUGAAUUUGUCACCCGUGCGCUGUAGUAGAUAUAUUAUUCUUUAUAUCUAUAUACUACAUGAUGACCUGUGUGUAUGCACUGGGUGAAAGUUUAAUACAAUACUGCUGGCAAAUGUAAACAAUAAAUUCACAUAACCUGCCUAUUUUAUGUAUAAAAACAUAUGGAUAAUAUGGAAAUUUUAUUGAUGAAUAGUAUGGACAAAAAAAAGGGGUUGGUUUUGGAUUUGACUUGAAAAAGUGGGUUGGUUUUGAAAAACACCCAAUUAAUAAACGAAGCAACCGUAGACUAAGUUAUGCAUUCAACGUUAAAUCUUUAUUUUCAUGUGAAUAAAAACAUAACAAAAUCCAAAUGUAUUCAAGAUAGAUAGAGAAAACAUGUUGAAAGCUACUCAUUCUAAUAAAAAAGUAGGAAAUCAUGAAGUACAUUAACGUUGACAUCAACUAAAACCAUCUCACUGAGACCACCACCAGCCGAAUAUUGUUUCCACAGGAUAACCUUCACUUUGAUUUUUCACUUUGAUUUUCCACAUUGAUUUGAACGGUUUCAAGUCAAAAACGGCAGUGAAAGAUGCCAAAGUUCAGCACACUAAGGCUUGAGAAUUUAGCUUGUUUUGGUUUCUUGUUUCUUUUCCGUUACCCGUAAGGCCAUAACUAACCCCAAAAAAAAGGUAAAGUUAACAAACGUGCCAUGAGAGCAGUGCUGGCCCUGGGCCCAAGUUGAUGAAGUAUGAGCUUCCGGCCACCAAUUUAUAUGUACUAAACCAGUCACAAAAUUAAUAAAAACUUGUGUAGUCGAGAGGUUGAAACAGCAUUUAUCUUGCCAAGGGGACAAGGGUUUGAAUCUUUCCUGGUCUAAAUCACAGUUUUUGGCCACUUUUUUUAUUUUUAGCUAGUAGCCUCAAAUACACUAGGACCAGCUCUGCAUGAGAGUGUGUCUGCCUCUGCGAGUGCCCUAAAGCCACGUGCAUGAAUUGUCCUAUGCUCUUUUCAUUCUUAGUUUUUUUUUUGUGUAAAUGUUAAGAUUUAUAUCAGUUUUUUUCAGUUUUUAAGUUGUGAAAAACCACUUAUUACAAGAAAGACAAAAUACAAGAAAACAAAGAGAGCAAAGAGAGAAUUUCAAAGGGAAGAACAUUAAGGCGGCCGGCCGGAAUGGUUCAUUCUUAGUUUCGACUGAUUUUGGCUAUAUUAGACAACCACUCACUCAGGGCCGGGCCUAGUUACAAGCCCAUCAAGCAUUUGCUUGAGGGCUGAUCACUAUAAAAAUAUUUUUGGGGCCAACUUUUCUAAUAAUUAGGUAGCAGAGAUGGUGCAAGAAGCUAUAAUAUGAGACCCCUCUAUGGGUGCCCUGGGUUCGAAUGCUGAGUAGUGCGAUUCUGGGCCAAUUUUUUUUCUCGCUUCUAGUUUGCCAAAUGUCAGGCACGGCCCUGCACUCACUACACUGUCACGGGAAAGAUCUACUAGGUUUUCUUAUAACAAUUCUAUUCUUCUUCUUUUUGUCAACUUGUGAUAACAAUUCUAUUAUAUAUUACACGUUUUCUUAAUACAAAAUUUGAAUCUCGAGAUAUAUUAUAACUUUCAAUAGGUUUAAUUAUAUAUGAAAACAGAGAAAUAACUCUAGAAUAGUUCAUCAUAUAUAUAUACUAGUAGUAUUCCGGCGCUACGCGCCGGUUUUGUAUGUUUUAUUCUUACGUAAAUUUACAAUUCAUUUUAUGGCCUUAUUAAAGAAAAUAUGUUCAAAAAUAUGAAAAUAAAACUAUAUUAAAAGAAAAUGAUAUUUUUCGGAUUCAUUUGAUAGUGGUUAGCGAUAGUGUAUUACUUUGUUUUGAAGUUACUUAUUUCAAAGUGGAAUAGCAUAAGUAGUUGUGACUAAUCAAUUCAAUAAAAAUAAAAUAAAUAGCUGGUAAUCGUAACAAAGUUUAUUUAGUUGAAAUUUAAACAUAAAGUAAAGUUGAUGUUUUAUUUAGAAAACAUAUUUAUACUGCUAAGUACCAUAUGGACAUUAUAUAGAAAAAACGGCAUUUGAAAUUUUAUUUUAAAGACUAAUAUGAAUUUAAACGUGUGUAAUGAAGUUUUAUUCAUAUAUUCUUCUUAUUUUUAUAUAUAAGGAUUAAGGAUUGUUGUUUAUUUUUAGAAUUAAUCGUUUGAGUAUUUUUUUUAUUUUAAAGUAGUUUUGUUUCAAUUUUCUGUCAAAUAUUUGUUCUUACAUUGUCCAUUAUAAUUAUUGUAAUAUUUUGACGUAUGUUUAUUUGAUUUAUGGGAACUUAACCUCAUCAUCUUAUGCGGUUAGUAAUUUUUCUCAACAAUAAAGUUGAAGUGGGACAACCAAAGGUAAGCAGCUUAUUGAUUUGGGCUACCAAAAUAAUGUCAUAAAAUCUCAUUAUCGACUCUUGAUAUUCCAAUAACUUGUACAUCAUACUCUGCGACUCUUCAACCCAAAUAAAGAGACAUAUAUUGCAACUUUGUAGCAUAGACAAAAGAAAAACUCUUAAAAGUGACAGAUAAAUCGUGAGCUACCUUCAUGCUUCUAACACAGCUCGAGAUGUCAGAACACUUCUUUGUCACAUCUAGUGAACAACUUUCUUUGUUGUUCAAAAAAAAAAAAGUGAACAACUUUCUUUUGAAAGUUUGCAAACCAGGCCUGAAACGAUAGAUAAUACCAACAAUUUCAUCUAUAUUUGUAAUUUGUUUCCAAUAUGAGGCUUUUAUUGAUGAUAUUAUAAGCAAAAGCAUUCGUCGUGCUAUAGGUAGUGACUCGUACCGAAAGAUCUCAUGUGAUUCGCUUGGCUUUUGAUUUGAGUACGGUCAGCUCAUAAUCUUACGACCCGUUAAAGGUUUGCAAUCCAGGCAAGCAAUGAAAAAUAAAACAUCAAAAACCCAUAAAGGGUUAGGUUUUUAUCUAAAUUGACAGACAACAGAACUCAAGAAACUGAUGAAAUAGAAAGUAGGAAGGAUCGGAAGCGGCAUAGUAUACAGAGGAGAAAAAUAAGUUUGAGUUUCGAAAUCAGAAAGUGGAUUUUGAUGCGUGCACCUUGUCACCGUGGGUGAGCAGCGAAUAUAUAGUGAGUAAGUGACAGAGGAGAAUCUGAAGCGAAGGUCGGCAUGGAGCUGUUACUGUGUUUGAAUGAUGAAUAAUUGAAAGAAGAGUGGGGAAUAAGGACAUUCGAACUUGAACUUUUGCUUGCAGUAAUUUUUUUCUUUUUCUAAUUUGUUUUUGUUUUCCUUACAAACCAUUCCAAUCAUGAACCCGGACAUAACCGAAAUCAAUGGUAAUCUUAACUGAAAUAGAAACAAAACCUAACUAAAAUUAAACGGGAGCUAACCGGAGACCAGGAACCCUAAAGAGCAAACGACGAAGCCGUCGUGUAAGGAUAGUCGCCAAAAGAAACCUUCAGCGGCAUAGGACCACCACCAAGAGGCGAGGCGAGGCGAGGCGAGACUCGAGCAUCCACCUUCAAAGAUAGACCGGAGCAGACCAGAAAAGCUUCUACCACAAACAUAGAGAAGCACGACAUAACCACCGAAACAUCUGACAGAGAGAGAGAGAGAGAGCCGAGAAAAACUACAUCGGCGAGAAGGAGGCAGAAAAGGGAGAGAAAAAAGCUUGAUUUGGUAAACUAUCUUACAACUGGGCCAGUAUGUUUCCUAGAAGCCCAAACCCAAAAUCUUCAACAAAUGAAAGCGUGACAGGUGUCAUCAAAAAGCCCCAAGGAAAGAAAAAAGUCUACUUUAUAGUAUAAGAUAUAUAUAUUAAAAGCAGCUGUAUGCGUUCAAAAAAAGUAAAAAAGAAUCUAAAUCAGUUGUAACUUUUAUCUUGAAUAGUUGUAAUUAGUAAUUAUCAAAAUGUAGAUACAAGGUCAUGUCUAAUGAAACAAAACCCAAACCAUUAGAGUUAUUAUGGAGCCAGAAGAUGAUAGAUACCCUUAUUCUUGGAUUAUCUUAUAUAUUUGGAAGGCGAGUAAUGACAAGUUAUUCAGAGGUAUAGAAAGGGACCCAUUGGAGUUAGUCAAAUAUGCAGAGAGUGAAUGUCAAGCAUAGUACAAUACAAAGGAUAUUAUAAAUGUUCUUCCACGGGCGCAAAUUGUUGAAGAAACACAAGCUUUAAGCUUGGGUAAUAUUUGUACGGUGGAUGGUUCAUGGACCUCCACAGAUCAAUUCAGUGGAAUUGGAUGAGUUUGGAAGGAUAGCAUAGAAAGAUCCAACUUAUGCAGACACGAAACUUAAUUGGUAUAAACGUGAAAUAGAUUUAUAAAUCUAUUUCACGUUUGGAAUCUAUUUCAAUGGAAUUGGAUGGGUUUGGAUUUAUAAAUCUAUUUUACGUUUGGAAUCCUAAAAAUAAGUAUUGUUAGUGUCAUUUUCUUGAGUUUGUAAAUAUAUUUUACGUUUAUAACUCACAUAUUAAGAAAAAAGAAUUAACCAUCUUUUAAUAUAUUUUUUACAAAAUGCAAAAUGAAUUUUAUUUACUAAGUAUAUUUGCCGGGAAAUGCUCUCGUCUAAACCGCAGGACUCAAAACGCAAUGGUUUAAAUGUGUUUGUGUAACAUUUAUAGAAGAGACGUAAUGACAAUAUGAGCUGAUAUUUAUAACUGAAAAUUUCUAAAAUGGGUUCGCUAACCUAACCGAUGGAAUUAGAUAUACGUGAAUCUGUAACAUCCUGAGUUGUGAUAUAUGGAAAGGCUUAAGAGGAUUGAUUUGACUACCUAUGUCACCAAAGUUGACUUACAUUUUAUGUCACAUAUCCGUUUAGAACUCCAGACUUAAUCACGUUUGGGCUGGAGUAGUGAAAGGAUGAGUGACCUAUCGGGAAGUGAUUUGCGAUACCGUGCGAGUGAGGUCAAAACACGAGGAAAGAUCGGGUGGUGAUUACAUGGCCAGUAAACAAUGAUUUCGAGUUUUCAGAAAAAUUAAUGCACCGAUUGUUGGAAUGGGAUGGGAUCCACGGGCCGAGUGAGCAGACGUGGAUGGCCCAUUAGCCGUGGGUGGUCGGAGCGUUAUAAGUGGUAUCAAAGCCAGGUUAGCCAUCUCGGUUCUGGUCCGAAAGCUGUCUUGAGACAUGUCGUGGGGUGCAACGAGAACGUUGCGUUCUUUGAAAGGGGGUGAAUUGUGACAUCAUGAGUUGUGAUAUAUGGAAAGGCUUAAGAUGAUUGAUUUGGCUACCUAUGUCACUAAAGUUGACUUACCUUUUCCAUCACACAUCCGUUUAUAACUCCAAAGUUAAGCGUGCUUAGACUGGAGUAGUGAGAGGAUGGGUAACCUAUGGGAUCGUGAUACCGUGCGAGUGAGGUCAAAAGUGGAAACAUCGGGUGGUGAUUGUAGGGUCAGUAAACAAUGAUUUCGAACUUUCAGAAAAAUUAAUGCACCGACUGUUGGAACAGGAUGAAGCCUACGGAUCGAGUGAACGGAUGUGGAUGGCCCAUUACCCGUGGACGGUCGGAGCGUUAUAGAAUCAUUGUUGAUGAAAGAUUCCGAAAUUUUUAUGUCGACUAUAUUUUUGGUUUUGCAUUUUUAUAUGGAACAAAGGUGAUAGUGAAGUAGCCAAAAAGUAACUUAUACGUUGCUGGUAUAUCUCAAUAAAUACCAACAAAAAUGGUUAGUUACAUAAAGAGAUUUAUAAUUUGUCUUAGAGCAUCAACAACCAUUGGGACCUCAUUAAGUAAACAAAUUAUUAAUAUUUUAUUUUAAUUAAAUGAAGUAAUUAAUUUUUAUUUAUCUUUUUGAAUUUAAAAUAAUAUAAAAGUGACACAUGAGUCUGUAGGUUAUAAAGUCGUUGAAAUAUAUAAGUUUAGAACUUUUUCUGACACUUUUCCUAAUUUUUUCUUAUUAAUUGAUUAUUUUUAAUUUUAGAAACUUAUGUCAAAAACCUCCGUUGAAAGUGUUCGAAUAGGGUAGAAAAUAAAUAAAUUGGACUGAAAACAAUUAAAUUAAAAGGGGCCAAAAGAAGAUUUGGAAAGGCAAAUCUAAUGUCAUUACAUGAACCCGUACUUGGUGGCCAAAGAAGAAGAAGAAGAAGCAAAGUUAACCUAACCGGUAUCACAGCAUGAUUACUUCUAGCGGGUCUGCAUGUGCGCGUGUUCUAAAGCCACGUCCUAGGUUGCAGUUGUCCUUUGCUUUUUUCUUUCUUAGGCAGAAACUCAGUUGAGUUUCUUCAUUAAUGCUUUAUCAUUUUUUUUAAAAAAAAUGAUUAAAAAUAAAAUAAACAUACCAAUAAUUUGUCAAUAGCCAUUAAAAUCUGAGUUCUUCAUUAAUGCUUUAUCAUUUUUUUUAAAAAAAAUUGAUUAAAAAUAAAAUAACAUACCAAUAAUUUGUCAAUAGCCAUUAAAAUAUUGUCAUUUGCAGGGUCGGUCCUGAAUCAUGUUAGGUGAAACAUUUGCAAUAGGUUCUCAAUUUUUUUAAAAAAAAUUACAUAUAAAUAAGCUUUCAAAAAAAAUUUUAAACCUCUAAAUUUGUAAAAAAAAAGAAAAAUUACAUAGAAACAGUCACAUGUUCCAAAAUCUCAGGACCGGCCUUGAUCAUUUGUCUUUAGAAUUUCUCAAAAACUUUUUAAAAAUCUUUCCCAAUAAAGAUGAAUCUUCAUUUCUCUCCGUUUUAUUCUCUUUUGUUUUUUUCUUGUUUCUUUUAUUCACCAGAUACCCUAGGGAUACUGUCUUUUUUUUUCUUUGAACUUACCCUAGGGAUACUGUCACUGCGCUUGUCCUUAAUUUCGUCUGAUUUCAGCUCAAUAACACAACCACUCACUGUCACGGGGAGAUAUUUGCGCGUUUUCUUACUACCAAAUGUGAAUCUCGAGAUUUUUUUCCCAAAACUUUCUAAAAGUUAGCAACUUAUCUAGAAAUUAGAUAUAUUAAAAACAGCUAUAUACGUUCAAAAAGGUAGAAAUAAUCUAAAUUAGUCGUAAGUUUUAUCUAGAAUAAUUUUUAUUAGUAAAUAUUAUCACAAUUUUUUUCUCAAAAAAAAAAAUAUUAUCACAAUGUAGAUACAGGGCCAUGUCUAACGAAACAAAACCCAAACAAAAAACAUGUCUAAAACCUCUUGAUAAUGUAAACUUUUAGGGGUCCAUUUUCUAACUUUUAUACAGUACAGUAUAUCCUAUAAAUAAAUAUUGUUAACCACCUUUAAUACAUUUUACAAAAUACAUAUUUUUUUUUCUGAACGAAACAUAUAAUUUUUAUUACUAUACAUAUUUUUACCACAAAAAGUAUUAUGUUUUUUUUUCUGCAAUCAUCUUAGGCUUCCAAAACCCUAGGAACAGACAUAUAAAAUGCCAAUGAACGUACCAAUCACAACAAACUCAACCUUGUAAAUGGCCGGAGAAAUGCUCUCGCCUACACCUCAGGAGUCAAAACGCAACCGUUUAAAACCGCAUAUCAUGGUGUUUCCAUAUCCAGCACAAGGCCACUUGCUUCCUCUUCUGGACUUAACCCAUCAACUCUGUCUUCUUGGCAACGUCACUGUCUCAAUCAUCGUCACACCUAAAAACCUUCCUCACCUCUCCCCUCUUCUCUCCGCUCAUCCAUCCGCCGUCUCCGCCGUCACUCUACCUCUCCCUCACAGUCCUUCCGGCGUUGAGAACGUCAAAGACCUUGGCUGUACUCCUCAUAUCAUGGCUUCUCUUCGUCAGCUUCGAGAGCCUAUCAUCAAGUGGUUACGUUCUCAUCCAAAUCCUCCCGUUGCUCUCAUCUCUGACUUCUUCCUCGGAUGGACCAACGAUCUCGGUGUUCCUCGCUUUGCUUUCUUCAGUUCUGGAGCGUUCUUUGCUUCGCUUGUACAUUAUGUCUCCGACAAGCGUCAUCUCUAUGACCAAACUGAGCCUGUCUGUAUCUCGGAUCUUCCUCGCUCCCCUGUUCUUAAGACAGAGCAUCUACCGUUAACCCCGCAAUCUCCCUUGUCGCGAGAUGUUAAUAUCGUUAGAGACAUGACCAUGAACUUCUCUAGCCAUGGUUGUAUUUUCAAUUCUUGCAACUGUCUGGAAGAGGAGUACAUGGAGUAUUUGAAGCUGAAAGUGGGUCAUAACCGGGUUUUUGGUGUUGGUCCGGUUUCUUCUGUCGGUUUAGGCAAGGGAAAAUCAGAACUCAAUGUAGACGUGAAGACCUUGUUUAGUUGGCUUGACGGAUGUCCGGAUGGAUCUGUGCUUUACAUAUGUUUUGGAAGUCAAAAAGUGUUGAGUAAAGAGCAAUGUGAUGCUUUGGCGCUUGGUCUUGAAAAGAGCAUGACCCGGUUCGUUUGGGUGGCUAAGACAGACCCGAUACCCGAUGGGUUUGAGGAUCGGGUCGCCGGUAGAGGAAUGAUUAUUAUCGGGUGGGCUCCUCAGGUGGCUGUGUUGAGUCACGUGGCCGUUGGUGGGUUUUUAAGCCAUUGUGGAUGGAACUCGGUGCUGGAAGCGGUAGCCAGCGGAACAACGAUCUUGGCUUGGCCUAUGGAAGCAGAUCAGUUUGUGGAUGCCAAGUUGCUGGUGGAGUAUACAGGUGUAGCUGUUAGUGUCUGUGAAGGGGGUAAGACUGUGCCGAACCCACAUGAGUUAGGUCGGGUCAUAGCUGAAACAAUGGGUGAGCAAGGACGUGAGGUACGUGCUCGGGCCAAGGAGAUGGGAAAGAAGGCACGUGCUGCGACAGAAGUAAGAGGAAGCUCUACUAUUGAUUUGGAAAGACUUGUCAAAGAACUGGACUCUCUAUAAAGAUAUGAUUGCAAUGAUUAAAACGGUUUAUGGAAAUAAAAAAAGUGUUUUAUUGUUAAAGCAUCAUAUCUUCUUAGUUAAGACUAAGAGCAUCUCCAAUGGUGUUAUAAUCAUUGGAGUCCUUAUGAUUAUUAAACUAAUUUUUUUUUAGAAUAGUUAAGGACUCUAAUCAAAAUAGUAUGUCUAAUGGUGUUUUCCAAUUUGAAGCUCUUAGCAAUAAAAAAUAUUAAAUUUAAUAACAUGCAAAAUUUAAAAUUUUAUUUAUUACAUGAUUAAAUAUUAAGAUACAAUAAUUAUUAAUCUUUAUCACCAAAUUUGUUCCAAAUGUUUUCAAUUAAAUCAUUUUUCAAUUGUUCAUAUAUACGCCUAUCGCGAACAUGAAUCUGAACGCCAAGCAUAUUACCGAGAUUUGAAGGCAUGUCGGUACUAUAAGACAUAUCCACCCGUGAACUUCUGGUGACGUCUCCUUCUUCAAAUUCAGAUGUAUCGUACCGAGUGUAUCCAUCACGUUCAUUUUCGACUAUCAUAUUGUGUAGUAUGAUAUAUGCUCUCAUAAUCUUCUCUAUCUUUUCCUUGUCCCAUGAAAGAGCCGGGUGUUUUCACAAUCGCAAAUCGACCUUGCAAUACUCCAAAAGUCCACUCCACAUCUUUUCGGGUUGCUUCUUGAACUUUAGCAAAUAACUCAGCUUUAGGACCUUGAGGAAGUGAGAUUGAUUGGAUAAAUGUUGACCAUUUUGGAUAUAUACUGUCUGUGAGGUAGUACGCCAAAUUAUACAUGUGACUAUACAUGAGGUUAACAAAACCAGUAUUGCUAUCCAUGGUUAGAGAAUGGUCUGUGUUACUUUACUAGGAACACAGAGCCUUAAGCAAGCGAUUUUUAACUAAGAAAUAUUUAAAUCCAAUAAAAGCUGAGCAGUUAGGAAGGUAGAAAGCAAUUCAUUAGCAUUUAACACCAAUCUAAUCUGACUAAGUAGAAUGGUCUGAGAACUCUACUAGCAACACAGAGCCUUCGGGAACCGAUUUAUAACUAAGUAACAAUUAAAAAAAUCAAAUCUGAGGAGUUAGGAAGGUAGAAAGUAAUUUAGUAGCAUUUAACACUAAUCAAAUUUGACCAGUUGGAAAGUUUUACAGUAAAUGAGUUUUAGCAUUUAUAACAUUUUCACUUUCAUUUUCAGUUAUUCCCGACUUUAAACAUUUUGAAUCAUAAUAUAGUUAUUCACAUACAACUACUAUAUGUUCAAUAUAGUUAUACAUACAACUACUAUAUGUUUUUUUUAUUAUUCAAAGAAAUGAGACUAGGAAGUAGUUUCUACAUACCUUACAGACACUCGCGAGGUCAGAGACAUGCCGUUUUAAGUCUUUGAAGCUCCUCCUGAACAGAUAGGAGAUUAAAAAGUCAAGUUUUUUUAAAAAUGAAGAAACAUCGAUCAAAAGCAGAAGGAGAGAAACUAACCAGGCAGAAACAUGACGACCAAACCUAUUAAAACUAAUACACAAACCAUUAGACAAACAACCAAUUCAAAUCCAUUUGUAGCCCCUGAUUUCUUCUUAGAUAACUCACAGACUGUAUUCUCUAGCUUAACCAGCUUCUGCUUGCUCUCAUUACCUUGAUCCUUAAGCUGCCUAAGUUGUGUCUGAAAGUCACUCAUCUCCUCCAUAACCGCCACAUCCCACCAUUUCCAAACAUGGCAGUCUCCAUCAGCAACAUUCUCACAUGUGAAGUACCUUUUGCCUGGAUCUUUUCUAGUGUAAGAUGUUGCAACAACAGGCUCACCACCACAGUAGCAUGUCUUCGGGAUUCCAUCAUCAGCCUCAGGUUGAGGUGGGUACUGAACCGGAACCUGAAUAUUGUAGCUACUCUCAGCUUCAUCCGCGUACAUAUCAGCUUCUGCUUGAAGGAGGCAGGUUAAACCUAUGUCAUACUCGUCUGAUGAAGAAGGCUGGCUGUAGCUAUAAUCUUGUCCCAUGUUUCGUUAACCUGAAAGAAAU